Knipowitschia caucasica is the source of this 414-nucleotide messenger RNA. The record is from the annotation of a GenBank genome assembly. NCBI's taxonomy places the organism in Eukaryota, Metazoa, Chordata, Actinopteri, Gobiiformes, Gobiidae.
AUGAAUUUGUCCAGUCGGGACCCGUAUCCUCCAUCAAAACGAGAAAACGACUACACUUUGAGUGGAUACAAGCCGCAGCAUAAAACUUAUAAGAAACCAACCCACUUGGCACAGACAGAAGAACCCUGGAGUCACCUUCAUGGCCGUGCCACCAGCUCUAGUUUUAGGAGGAGCGCCUUGUACUGUGACGGGCAGGCCUCACGGGACAGCCUGGACCUUCAUCUGAAGAGCGUCUAUGACCACCACAAAAACGUUUUCUGGAGUAAACACCAAAUCUUAUAUCAGAAGGACACGGUGUGUGAGGAGCACAGACACACUGAGAAGAAACAGCAAGAGCAGCAACAGGCCGAGAAAAGCCAAGAGAUCAGGCGAUGGGUUUAUCCUUAUCGACACUCCAUUUACAGCAUCAAAUAA